This is a messenger RNA of Chelmon rostratus (copperband butterflyfish), 2512 nucleotides long. RefSeq lists its product as uncharacterized. Gene Ontology annotation, cellular component: ribonucleoprotein complex. Lineage: Eukaryota; Metazoa; Chordata; Actinopteri; Chaetodontiformes; Chaetodontidae. Gene Ontology annotation, molecular function: single-stranded RNA binding. Gene Ontology annotation, biological process: retrotransposition. The transcript is spliced from 2 exons. The record is from RefSeq and is a predicted model, not a curated record. The coding region runs from base 1297 to 2220 and encodes 307 amino acids.
AUGGUAUAGGAUUUAUUGCCAAGAAGCAUUGUUACAACAAAGAAAUAAUCUACCAAACACAAAUUUCCUUACUGUAGCUGUCACAGAAAUAUGUGUUUCUUUUGUACAGAGUUUUAUGUUACUGCAGAGAAAAUGUCUUGUUUUAAAUGUCUGCAAGUUCUUUGUCAUGUUACUACCACCUGCUGGUCACAUUACGUAUUGCUCUAAAUAGUCAGCAUGCAGCGUCACAUGAUCAGCUUUACAGCAGAUACAGGAAAUGUGCUGCCAGGAAAACAGAUGCAGAAAACGCACACUGGACGGUGAAAACAAGAAAAUAGACGCUAAGGGACUGUAACAACUCCUAAAUUACUGGUCAGAAGGCGCAUACGUUUUUCACGGUGUUUGCUGUGCGAAGAAUAAAAUAAAUGCUGGUGAACAUCAGUUGGAGCGUGGCUUAUCUGUAGCAGUAGAAAACUUUGGGAGCAGUUAUAGUGAAAAACGUAGCCAUUCCAAGAGUGAGAAGCAAGAUUCCUGCACGGCCAGCUUCAAGGACUUCAAUGCAGCCCGCACCAAAGAUCUGCCUGCAUAUUCCUGCAUCAGCUGGACAUCCGAACUGCAGUGGCCCGUUCCAGUCGAGUUCAUGAGGGACCAAGGCAACAUUAAAGGACAGUGCAGUUUUGCAAUAAGUCUCAACGCCUUUGGGAUACCAGGUCAGACUGUAUCUUUAGAGUCUGGAAACAGUUUGUUUUCGAAUUUAAAGCCAUUCAAAAAAAAAAAAAAAAAAAAGCAGCAAAAACAGCAAGAAUGUGAAGAGUGUGUUUUGAAAAUGUACAUUUAUUGGAAGUGUGCAACUUUUGUGAUAUUGUUUAAUAAUUGAGAUAGUGUAUUUUCCUGGUUGUUUUAUAAGUUUCCGUUCAUUGUUUAAUAUUUCAAAGGUUGCAGUUCAGUAUUUAAGUAUUUUUGAAAAUGGAACAUAGUACAUUAGAAACUCGUGUGUUAGAGGACGUACUUGCAUCCUUAGAAGAUGAGAAAGCACAGUUGGAAGAGAACUUAGAAACUGAACUUGAAGAUUCAGAAAGAGAAGAAAUUCAGACACGCAUAGGAGAAAUUUGGGCAGAUCUUGAAAUACAUAAGAUAGGGCUGCCGCUAUUCCGGUGUAGCGACUAAUGGAGUAGGAUGCGCCUCUCUGAGCUCCCGCAGCUACCUUCGCUAAUCCUAUCUCAGGCACACUUUUGUAUCUUUUUCCCGUCUUUUUUCCGCUGUGUGUUUUCCCCACCACCAUAAUUUCAAUUCAACGCUGACCUCUCUUCGAUUAAAAUGCCUCUGAAAGCUAAACCAGCUACACAAACACCGCGGCCUACCCCACCUGCCUCAACCCCGCCUCGUAGUGGCUCCCCCCCCUGCUCGCACGGAGCCGCGGGCACUGACGGCAGCGGCACCCCUCCCUGCCCCGACUUUAAGGCCGAGCUGCUAUCGUCUCUCCGUGUCGAGAUGGCGGCUAUUUUCAAAACCGAGCUACAAGCGGCCCUGACCAAGAAUUUGUCAAACAUCAAGACUGAGCUACGGGCAGUGAAGUCCGAGUUAUCUGACAACAUUAAAAACAUCCAGUCUGAUGUGUGCGCUCUGAAGGGCACCGUCGGAGAAAUGGAAAUAUCGCUUUCCUCCUGCACUGACGACAUCACCACAUUGCAAGCCAAAGUAGAGCACCUGUCAUCAGAACUGACACGACUGGACAAUAAAUGCGAGGAUUUAGAGGCGAGAUCCCGGCGCAAUAAAAUUCGGUUGGUGGGAAUUCCUGAGGAUUUUCCUACCUCUUCUACUGCUACAGCUAUUUCUUCUCUGCUCAAGGAGGCACUGAGGCUUGAGAAAGAGCCUCUCGUGGACCGCGCUCAUCGCACUCCCCAGCCGAAGCCGAGACCAGGUGAGCGCCCCUGCCCCAUUAUAGCUCGUCUGCACUAUCAUAUGGACUGUGUUGACAUACUGCGCCGAGCCAGGGCUCAGCAACGGAUCAAGAUUGGAGACACGAGCUUCUCUAUCUUCCCCGACCACACUCCGAGGACGGCUCGUGCCCGAGCCGCCUUCAAUGAUGUCCGGCGCCAGCUUCGUGAGAUACCGGGGAUACGUUUUGGGCUGCUCUACCCGGCGCGCCUCCGGGUCACACACAACGGUGCAGAGAAGGACUUUAAAUCACCAGAAGAAGCCAGCGCGUUCAUCAGGUCGCUGAACGUGCAAGGGAAAUGAGCAACACAACUAACACUGAAGUAGUGACUUCACAGUUAAUAUUGACAGUAAUUAUUUUUUCAAUUAAUAUGGACAUGUUUCACGUCCUCACGGCCGUUUUGGUCUUUCUUUUCUUUUUCUCACUCUUCAGUGGUUCCCAGUUUAACUUGGUCUUGAUUAGUUCCUUAUUACCAAAUGUUGCUAGGUUUCCGGGAGCUCAAAUCGAAGCCUGACUGUUGACUAUUAGUCUUAAAGCCGUAAGUAUUUCUUUAAGGGAUUCAACUUCUUGUGGAGUUAGCACUGGGUUCACCAU